UGAAACUUAUUUCAAAUAUAGCAUUUUAUAAAGGAAAACUGUAAGAAACUAUGACGAACCAAGCCGCAUCCACAUCCAAGGCUGCCUUUCUGAAGCUGCUGUGCCUUACCAGUGACAAUGACAAGAUGGAGGUGCUCCGCCCCUUCAAUCCCACUGCCUACGGCUUGAACGCCACCUUCCGCUUGACGCGCUUCUCCGAUGCGAAGGGCACUGUUUGCAAGGUGUCGCAGGGAGUAUUGGCGAAGCUGCUCUCGCCUCUGCGUGCGGCCGGUCCCACCGCAAAUCUGAAGACGAAGUACGCGGACCAACGCCGCUUUGGGAUAGGAACGGACUGUUCGGUCACUCCGCUGCGUUACGGCGUCUCCUUGGUGGAGACCACCGAUCUCUGCUACCCCAUCAUUGACGACCCCUACAUGAUGGGCAAGAUUGCGUGUGCCAAUGUGCUGAGUGACUUGUAUGCCAUGGGCGUGAUCGAGUGCGACAACAUGCUCAUGCUACUGACCGUGAGCACCAAGAUGACGGAGAAGGAGCGCGACAUUGUGAUGCCGAUGAUAAUGCGCGGCUUUAAGGACACGGCCUCGGAGGCCGGCACCAAAAUUGGUGGUGGUCAGACAAUUGUGAAUCCGUUUUGCACUAUUGGAGGUGUGGCGUCGGCCGUUUGCUAUCCGGACGAGUACAUUAAGCCGGACAAUAUCAUGGUGGGCGAUGUUAUUGUGCUCACCAAGCCGCUCGGCACUCUGGUGGCCAUGAUUGCGCAUCAAUGGCUCGAUCAGCCGGAGAACUGGGGUCGCAUCAGGAAGGUCGUUUCCCAGGAGGAUGUCCGCCGGGCCUACCACCAAGCCCUCAACUCGAUGGCGCGUCUAAGCCGCACAGCCGCCCGUCUCAUGCACAAGUAUAAUGCCCACGGUGCCACCGAUAUAACCGGCUUCGGCAUAUUGGGUCAUGCCCAAGCCCUGGCCGCCAUCCAGAUGCAGGAGGUCAGCUUGAUCAUUCACAAUUUGCCCGUGAUUGCGAAAAUGGCAGACGUGGCCAAGGCCUGUGGCGACCUCUUCAAACUGCAGGAGGGCCACUCCCCCGAGGUUUCGGGAGGUCUGCUCAUCUGCUUCUCGCGCGACGAUGCCAUUGAAUACUGCAAGGAGAUCUUGGACCUGGAGGGCGCCCAGGCCUGGAUUGUUGGCGUUGUCGACAAAGGCAACAAGACCGCACAAAUUAUCGACAACCCCAAUAUCUUCGAGUCACUCUCCAAGUAUUAAGUUUAAUUUGUUUUAAUCGCUCAACUUUAAAUUAACACUUCAAGCCAACAUAAUGAGAAAAGCUCACACUGUUUAUAUCAAUUGAAACGAUGUUAGCAAAUACGUCAACAAUUUAUUGGUAAAUAAAUAUUCACACAAUAAA
Molecule: messenger RNA, 1395 nt
Organism: Scaptodrosophila lebanonensis
Lineage: Eukaryota; Metazoa; Arthropoda; Insecta; Diptera; Drosophilidae
Product: selenide, water dikinase-like
Exons: 2
Coding region: 51-1253 (400 amino acids)
Biological process (GO): L-selenocysteine biosynthetic process
Cellular component (GO): cytoplasm
Molecular function (GO): selenide, water dikinase activity; ATP binding
Source: RefSeq, a predicted model, not a curated record